AUGGAUCGAGAUUCUGGAGUAGCAUCAGCUUCUACUGCUCAGAAGGCACCUGAUGCCUCAAACCAACAAGAUGAUGGCAAAGACGACCCGGAUCGCAAGAGGAAUAACAUCCGCAAGAGGACAAAAACUGGUUGUUUAAGUGAGUCUGCAAACCCGCCAUUCCUGCAAAUUUGCUUCAAGAGCUACAUUACUGACUUAUACUCUCGCAAAGCUUGUCGCAAAAGGCGCAUCAAAUGCGACGAGGGCAGGCCGACGUGCAAUAACUGCAUCAAAUCCAAACGCCAAUGCGAGGGCUACAGCCAGCGGGUCAUCUUCAAGGACCCAAUGGGUGCGAUACAAGGUGGUCCUUUUGGUCCUGCUUUGUAUCCCCCAGGGUCUUCGCAUCUCGUCAGUCACUUACAGGCAAAGACCUCGUCUCAAGGUCCGUUGCCCAUGAUAGCCCCCAAGCCGCCCUCCUUCAGCUAUCAUGGGCAUCAACAUGUGCCCUAUGGGCACUACGCCCAUGGACAAGGCCCGAUGCCCCCUGGCGCAUACGAUUUCAAUGCUCCUGCUGUUCCGCAUUCAUACCACCAACCUAAUGGCAUGAUGCCACCCGAACCUCGUACAGGAUACGCCGGGAUUCCACAAGAGCAUCGCCCGCACCAUUUCGGCCCUCCGACUAACGGACAGAGCAGUGAACCCUAUGCGGGUGAACCAUAUGCUAGUGGCAGCCAAGCGAAUCCUGUUCAUAUUAAGAAAGAGCCACCCGAACCGGUGAGGUCAGUACCGGAAUCCGCCCUUGAUUACGACUUGCCGGAAGACGAUGCCUCGAUGGGGGAAUCAGACGAUGAAACUCGAGAUCCCCGAGAGGUUCUUGGACCGGUGAUGAAGCACUUCAAUGGUACAUGGGACUCGAAUGGGACUCGAGUUCGAGCUUUUUCCACGUUUGCCCAGUGCAACAUACUCUCUGACUAUACCGCAACAGCCCGGAUAUCUGAACUCAAGGAUCCUAGGAUGCUGGCUAUAUUCAUGCACUUCAUUCAGGUGACAGGUCCGAGCAUGUCAUUAUAUGAGAGGCAUCCAUUCGACCAUACUGGCGAGAACUCGUUCGACGCUACUCCCAAAGGAGCCAAUAAUCUUUGGAGCUACACCUUUCCUGUCAUAUCCUUGAACCAUCCCGCGCUACUUCAUGCCAUGCUUGCUCUGGCGGCCCUGCAGAUAGCAAAACUGCAAAAAAUGCCAGCCACGGCGGCUAUGAAGCACUAUCAUCUGGCAAUACGUAGGAUUGCUCGAAACGUCAACACACCCCUCAGGCGCACACAACCCGCAACCGUCGCAGCAACACUCUUGCUGGCAUACUUCGAAGUUUGGUCAUCGGAUCAUACCAAAUGGUGCAACCAUCUGUUUGGUGCCAGAAUUCUGUUUCGUGAGAUACCUUUAAGGGAGAUGUCGCGGAGAUAUCUGCCGGUGAAGCGACUGAAACAGGCAGAAAGGGAUGCCCGGAAUCAGAACCAAAUGGGCAGCUUCUUUCCUGGUUUCCUGGUAACAUCACAGAGUGAACUCAACGACCUUGACUACAACCUCCUUCACACACUCUCAGGUCAUGGAACCACGCCAGAUGACUACGGACUGGGCAAGGAGCAACCGGCUGACUCGCCCAACAUCACUGUGACUGACAGGGAUAUUGAGCAAUACGAAAACGUGCGGGACUUGUACUGGUGGUACUGCAAGAUGGAUGUGUAUCAAAGUAUGCUUGGAGGCACCAAGUUAUUCAUGGAAUACGAGUUUUGGUCUCAAUGUCCGCCCAGAGCGCCCAUCUCUAAACUGGAAGCUAUAUAUGGAACAUAUGAUCAUCUCAUACUCUUGCUUGGGCGCCUCGCGGAAUUUUCCUCCAAAGAUGUCUCACGAAAAAGAAGAGUAAGCCGUGCAAAAGGCCCUCCACCUGGAGCUGGCAAUGGUUCGCCGCCUGCAUUCCCUGGCAUUGUACCCACGACUGGGGAUUUCAAGGUCCCAAGAGGCUUCACGCCCCCGGCUGGGUCAUCGCCACAGAGCGACUCAACUGAUGAACAUGACCCUGAAGCCAGCUUCCAAGCUGCCCUCCAGGAGUGGGAGGCCAUCAAACAUGCAUUCGAGGUUUUUGAGAACAGCCUGGGUCCUGAGUUCCAGCCUCUUAGACCGGAAUACUCGGAUAAACGGGACUCACCGUUUGGAAUGACGAUGCAAUACCGGACAUUUUCGGUGGCCGGGAUCUGGAUGAACUACUAUAUGGGCAUGAUCCACCUCUUCCGGACUCACCCUUCGAUGCCGCCGGCCGCGAUGCAGGCGGCUGGAAUGUCGGCGCGGCAGACGGCGCAAUAUUCGAACAAGCUGGGUCGGGUGGCAGCUGGUCUAUCAGACGACUGUUCGCAGAUGACAGAGAUAACCUGUUUGGUCAGCGCAGCAUUUAUUGAGAGCUGUUUCUGCUUGUUUGUAGCAGCUAUUGAGUACCAGGAUGAUGGGCAGCGGCGCUGGGUCGUUCGUCGACUGCGUGAUAUCGCCCGACUGACGGGUUGGCAAUCUGCAAGACGGAUUGCGGAUGGAUGUGAAUCAUCUUGGAUCAAAGCUGCGCAGCUCGGCCGCGGCGCGCCAUAUGCUCGCACGACCGAAGCUGGUGUUGUGCCCAUUUCGGUGUGGCAGAAUCCACGACGUAUUGACCGAGUCAUUCAAGAACUCGAGCCAAACGAAGACCAGCGGAUCGUUGUGGCCAAGUCAGAACGAGCAUCGUAUGCUCUCGGUUUGUUGAGCGUCGAACGAGAUCUGGAGCUCCUAGAACUCAAAGAUGAUGGAUAA
Fusarium keratoplasticum is the source of this 2808-nucleotide messenger RNA. Its product is annotated as Zn(2)-C6 fungal-type domain-containing protein. Gene Ontology annotation, biological process: positive regulation of transcription by RNA polymerase II. The transcript has 5 exons. The record is from RefSeq and is a predicted model, not a curated record. Gene Ontology annotation, cellular component: nucleus. Gene Ontology annotation, molecular function: transcription cis-regulatory region binding; zinc ion binding; DNA-binding transcription factor activity, RNA polymerase II-specific. NCBI's taxonomy places the organism in Eukaryota, Fungi, Ascomycota, Sordariomycetes, Hypocreales, Nectriaceae. Bases 1 to 2808 code for a protein of 935 amino acids.